Messenger RNA from Porites evermanni, 23893 nucleotides. NCBI's taxonomy places the organism in Eukaryota, Metazoa, Cnidaria, Anthozoa, Scleractinia, Poritidae. The record is from the annotation of a GenBank genome assembly.
UAGGGGUCACUGAUGUGUGACACAAUAUUACACCACCGAACCCAACUUCGUGCACAAAUCUUCUGGUUUUUUCUAAACGAUCAACUUAUUAACAGUCCGGAUGUAAUCCUUGUUGAAGCAUAAAAAGUCAUGACCAAAAACAGUGGAAACAAGAAACAGACGAAAAGCCAACGUCGAGAAGAGCUUGAAAGGAAAAGAGACGAUCGAGUGAGGCGAAAUGCCAUAAAGAAAGAGCGGAAAGCGAAGGAGUAUUUGGAAGACGAUGACACUUUUGUUAGUUUUUCAAACCAGUUGGAGGCUUUGAGUUUGAAAAUCAAGGAUAUUCCUGGAGAUGGGUGAGUUAUAAAAUAAGCCCGUUACGAAUUUCGCGCGAGUCGGUCGACCUAAUACAUUUUAUAAAGAGGUUUUGCUUCCACGAUUGAUUUUGCUUGAUCAUGUCACAAUAGAUGGUUUUCACAGUGACGUCAUCAAAUUGUAAUGUCAAAAUAGCGAGGUUUUACGAAUUCUUAUUUACACUAGGUUGAAGAUAAACAAAAAGUUAAUCUUUGUGCAAGUUUUCAGUCCCAUAGCAUCUUUCAUUUCGAAAAUACAGCAAUUUGAACUUCCGAGUUUUCACAGUGCGUGACACCAAAAUAGGAAUGCUGUCUCGUUGAAAAAAAGUCUCUCCUCUUGAUUUUCAGCAGUAUAACCAUUUCAAGUAUUCGAAGAUAUGUUUAUGCGCACGUAGACUAGUUCUCGAGUGAAAAGAAGGAGCUUUUAUGGAACAAGUGAACUCCAGAUGUUUUUGUUGAUUUUCGGCGGCCAUAUUGGUGCACCAAAACUGUGCACCAAUAUGGCGUCUCCAUACAAAGCUUUACAAAGAUGCGUGAAACGUUUCGGCAAAUAACUCAGAAACUGUGGGCCAAAAAGACCUGAGACUCGGACAAAUUGUUUAAAUAUUAGUCUUUUAUAACAUAUCAUUUUCUUGGCUUCUUUCACUGGACGGUUUUCAAUUUAUUUUUUUGUUGCGUGACAGUGAAAACGAUCUAUUGAUAAGUAAGUGCAUAAUACCCUACCACUUUAAAGCUGUAUCCCCUAAAGAGCUGGAUACUUGGAAACGCAGUUAUCCCUUUUAUGCGCUUUUCUACCUUCAGUGGCUUUAACGACAAAUAGACAUACUACCGUAAAGUUCCGAAAGUUAAACGAGCCUUGUCACUUUCGGAUUUAGCAGCCUUUUCCUAUCACUACUUUCGGAGGGUCGCUAAGCCCUUUUAGUAAAAUCCAACAAGUGGUCUAUUAUCAAUGCUGCAUUCUGAUUGAUUGAGCUACUACUAGGGUUUAUGUUAUAGCCCACUAGUAGCGAAAAUAGGCUUUUUACAUUAUGCUUUUGCUUCCCCACUAAAAUGCUCCACCUUAAUGCUACAUUUUUCCCACUAGAAGCAAUGACUAAAUGAAAACCAUACAGACAACAUGUACUAGUGUUGUGAAAUGAACUAACUCAGAACGAUCUAAUCAUGGAACAAAGUGACUGGAUACCUCAACUCCUUCACUGACGGUAGUCUGUUCCAAUGACAAUCAGUGCACGAUGUGUUGGUCUAGAUCUAUCAUUGAACAUUACUGCCAUUUCUCUACACAGAUCAGCAAUGAAUUUAACUUCUUCUAUUUUCCUAAUUUAGAUCACUACGAUUCAGAUUGGUGUUGUUCACUUCAGCAUAUUUCUGAUGCAUGAAAAUGAAAGCCAUAAAACUCUGGGAGGGGGGUACUCGACCAAUAUUUGGGUUUAGGUGAGCUGAUGAGGGUUUGAAACCCUGACCCUGUUUAGGACAAAAAAAUCCUAAAAUACAAACCCUUAAUUUUCAUUAGGACAAAGGACAAAAUGCACACCGUCUUCUUUUAAAGCCAGGAAUACAACUUUGAAGAGGCAGGGUAUUCUCAGUUACUCCCCAAGCUCUAAGCGACCAGUUUAAGUUGGAAGAGACGGGGUGGAGGAGAAAUUGGGGGGCCUUCAACUUUUUUUGGAUGGAAUAUGGGGGGCCUUAAAAUGCCAAAAGAUGACCUUGGGGGGGUCUUCAGGUUUCUUUUAAGUAGCAUCCCUACUGAGCAGCAUGAUGCUUGAGUAUUAAAGGACCUGAUUUAGAUUCAGUUUUAAACAAAGUCCUAUAGAGCGGUUUUCACUUGACUGUCGAAAGUAAUUGGUUUUGGUUUUGGUUUUAGUUUUACUACGCCCUUUGGUUGGCUAGUGUAUUUACUUUGGUUUUGGUUUUACGACAGUCAAGUGAAAACCGCUCUAUUGUGUAAUACUAAAACAAUUUAAUCAGCAUCUUGACAAAAAGAUUUAAUGCUCAAAUAGUAGGUGCAUCAACACAACAUCCAUUAUUGUGUAACACUGAAACAAUUUCAUCAGCAUUUUAACAAAUGAACACAUGCAUAAAGUCAUGUUAUGCAAUCUCACUAUCCAAAUCAUUAUUUGUAGAUGAGGUUGAUGUGGACUCAACUGUCUGUGUCACUGUCAAGUUUUUUGCUAUUAGAACAUGUACUGCUCAUAUAAAAAGCAGUAAGCUUUGGCUGAUUAUCUUCUUUCUUCCUUGAUCGGUCCUGUCAGCCUCUAACCUUUCGAUGGCUUGUCUUAUCUCAAUUAUAACACAAUCACUGAUAUAUCCUUGCUCUAUUAGCUGUUUGAGAGGCUCUAGGUGAAAUCUCUUUCUCAGUUUAGUGUGAAGUGCUUCUCUGUUGCUAGUUAGCACAUUCAGAAGUGACAGUGAGUAAGAACGGUAGAGUAAAGAAAAUGUUAUUUGUUAUUACCAUUUGGGUAUUAUGUAAGAAAGGAGGGCCCUUAAAUCUUUUAACAUGAUUGAAGGGGGGGUACCUAAAAACAUGGGUGCUAUUGAGUAGGGGUCUGGAUAUAAUUUGGGAUAAGAAACAAUUUCUCCUCCAACCCCCCCCCCCCCCCCCCCCCACAACAAUUGGAGGAAAAAAAAUAUUUUUUUUUUUAAUCCUUUUGGGGUUUUUGAAGAGAGGAGGGCCACUCAAUUUUUUAAAACUAUGGGAGGGGGGGGGACAAAAAAACAAGGUGCUUUUGUGGAGGGGGGCGGCUUUAAAUUGGGAGAAAAAAACCUUUCCCCCCCCACCCCCCCCCCCCCCCCCCCAGCAUAACAUUCAAAAUCUAAGGAUCAGUAUGGUGAAAAAACAUAUAAACAUAUCAUUUCUGUAAUUUUGAAUAUUAUCGAAAGAUUUCAAUAAAAAUGGUCUACUCCUUACUUAAAAUGUGUGUGUCAUCUUUCCUGUGAGGUCCAAUGAUCAAUUUAUGGCCAUUUUAUGGGUUUUUUUUGAGAAAACUGGACAGAGGUCAAUCAUUGAAACACUCUGUGAAUUGUUUUAACAAAUAGCAUGUUAUGUAAACCUCAGCUUAUGUUGGUACAUGUGUACUUAUAGAAAUUGCCUGUUUCGUUCUUUGGGAGAUCAGAUUGAUGGAGACCAUACAAGUCAUGCCCGUCACCGAAGAGAAACAGUUAAAUACAUGAGAGACCAUAGAGAUGAUUUUGAACCAUUUAUGGAGGACAACAUAACAUUUGAUCAACAUUGUAAGUAGUGACAUUUGAACCAAACCCUUUAGUGACUAUUAGGAAAUUAUGAAAUUAAGUUAUAUUUAAAGGUACUUUAAAUUAUGAGUUGCCAACUUGCAUGUCUAGCAGUGCAUCAAAUUGAAUAGCUAUUACUACAGGUAAUCACAUGAUUUUGAGUGCAAUUUGGAAUAAAUAAGCACAAGUAAAUUUUUUCAAAGGCUAACAAAAUUGCCCGAGCCCGUAGGGCGAAUGCAAUUUGUGGUCUUUGAAAAAUUUAUGAGUGCUUAUUUAUUCCAAAUUGCACAAGAAAAAUCAUGUGAUUACUUAUUAAUAAUAUUCAUGAAAAAAUUGUGAGAUAGCUUUAAAAUCUCUUUAAUAGGGAGUCAACACGUGUAAACUAUGUGCAAAAAUAAAUUAUUCAAAUUCUGCAAAUAUUGUCACACAUGCAGUCAAAACAACAUUUUGCUCCAUGUUUUUAAAGUUUGCAAGCUGCAGAAACGAGCUGAACAGUUCAUGGAAUUGUUCAAUGUGUUUGAAAUAAAGAUUCUGGGUUAUUACCUCAAGUUUUCCAUUCUUCAGAGAAUUUCUUCUUCCUCCUCUGAUACUUGCUGAGCUUUGUUUGGGCGCUUACCACAGCCAGCCAAGCAAAGCUGUUUUGCUUUGUCCUCCAACACCUCUUUGGACAAACUAAAUUCUCGGUCAUUUUCUCGGUGCAGCCUUUGUCCUUUAAGUGUCUAUCAAGCGAUGCCAUCAUUACUUUAAGGCUUUCUGGUUCAUAAUCUUCACCCUUUUUAUUGUUUACUUUGGCGUAGAAAUGCUCGAGCAAAGUGUUAAGCUCAGCCGGCUCAUAAUUUUCUAUGUCAUCAGUAAUUUUUUAUUUCCUUAUCUAUGCACCAAACAAAGAGCCAAAAACCAGUGCUUUUCACAAUGUUUUCGUUUUUAGAGCGGUUUUUCUUCUCCUCUACAUUUGUUUCAGUUGCAAACACCAACCAUUGCGGUUUUUGCACGAAACUGGUCUGCAGCGGAUCCAAAUUUUGCGCCAUUUAGAUGGUGCAUUUGAUUGGCUCUUAGUGAGUUCCUUUGUUUAUUAGCCAAUCAGAAUGUCAUGUUUGUUACUCUUUUCUGCACUCAAUUACCUUUUUUCUGCACUAUGUUACCCAAAAACUGCAUUCCUCUUAGCCAAUCACAAUUGAGAAACUUUUUCAUGUAUAUUAUUAAGAUAUAAAACAUAAAAUAAAAAAAACGAUAGUGUGUAAAUGUACAAAACUUAUUGUAAAAGUGGCUUCAAACCCUGCUUUAUAGACACCUCAUUAUCACGGACAGUUUUCUUUGUCCCUGGGAAAAGCCCUUACAUUUUCUCCAAAUUCAACCUGCUUAAUAUGGACACCCGUUAUGUAGAAAACGGUUUUGAUUAAGUAAUAUGUAGAUGAUCGAUUUCUGAGUGUUUCUAUGGAUUUUGUCUAUGGAGUGAUGGCUUUGUGAGGGUUUAGAGAUGUUUAAUUUGGCAAUGCUAAUGUUCUUCAUUCUUACUCAAGGAUUAUAAAAGGUGUUUGUUUUACUUUAAUAAAAUGACCCACUUAAUAUAGUUCUAAACCCAAUAAUACAGACACAUUCUAUGGCCCCUUCAGUGUCCCCAUCAACAGGGUUUGACUGUACAUUUCCAAGAAGAACAAGUUGCUAUGGGAGCAUACACUUCGGCAUCAUGGUACAAGUGGAUUAAUUGUGAAUGCGGAGGAAUAGUAAGAAAAUGAUAUUUUUCCGGAUACCCUUCCAUACAAAUACCCUUACUUUUCUCCUUUUGUGUAACAGACAUCUUAACUUCUUCACCGGAAGUCUGCUAGGUGCAUAACCACGUGGCUGUAACCCAUUUUGAUUAUAAUGUCUGUCAUAAAUAAAUUACACACGACGAGAUCUCAGUUCCACUUCCUUUAUCUCCUCCACAACAACACGUUCCUUGUACAUGUACAGUUAACUUCACACCUUCUUCAGCAAUGGAGCUUACUAACAUCGGUACACUCCCUGACAAAACUUGCCGAGAAUUCACAAUCUCCACACUAGGUAAGGUAAGGUAAGGUAGCACCUUUAUUUAAAGAGGGUAAACACAUGACAGUUAUGAAAAAACUGAUAAACUUGUGGCCCGCUAUAAAACAUAAAAACAAAAUUGAUAUUAAAAUAAUUUUACACUGUCACUAUAAAAAGAUAAAAGUUAACAUUAAUAGACACAAUUUAAAAUUAUUUAGAAGUUUGAACUAUUUAAAAACUAUUAACUAUCUAAAACAAGUUAUUUUACGGACUUAAUAUUUAAAAGAAUCAUAUUCAAAAUUACCUGUCUCUUUUUGCUUAGCAAUCAAAUUCGUAUACAAUUUCCUUUUUACAGAUUUCACAUUUUUUACCUUCUUUACGUCCAUUGACAGUUCGCUCCAAUUUCUAAUAGUUCGCACGCUAAAGGUAAAGCCCCCUUCUGUGUUUUUCUUAAAAACAGGACAAUGAAAAUUCAAAUUUGCAAAACAAGUGGAUCAGUUACGAAUCUCAGAAUUUGUCUUUAAUAUAGAAUUAAAAUAAUCUAGAGUUUUACCCUCUAUUCUCUUAUUGACGUAAAGGCUAUAGAACAUCUACUUAUAUAUGCCUCAAUAAAAAAUGAAAUCCAGUUAAGUUCAUUAAACAUACAAUGUGGUUAAUGUGCGUGUUGUUCUUUUGGCAUCCAAUAUAAUGCGUGCAGCUCAGCUCUUCUGCAUCCGUAAGACUCUUUGUAGCAAUUCUUUAUUACAUGAUGACCAGAUUGGACUCAGGUACAGCAUAACCGGCUUUUAGUGGCAAUAUAGAAAAUUAACUUGUGUCUUUGCUUGAGAUAAGGACUAAUAUGCCUCAAAAGUCCAAGUCGUUUUGACAGUUUCUUACGUAAUUCAUCUAUGUGUGCUUGAAAGCUAAGAUCUUUAUCAACGAUUAAACCCAGUAACUUGUGAUAAGAUAACUGGUCGACAUUUGUGGCGUCAAGGCAUAGUUUUAAGGUGGCUGUUUCCUCACUAAACUUAUGUUGUAACCUUUUUCUCGCAACAAGUGACACUUUAGUCUUCUUUUCAGUUGACCAUUUCUCGAUAUUCUCCAAGUCAUUAGAAAGAGCCUGAGUGAAAAAAGUGAUAUUAUUCCAGUUUGCACUCAAGGACUGAGGAUAGUUCAUGUGCAACAUUGAAACAUAAACGAGAAAUACAUAUCUCGCAAUAACAGUUGAAAAGUCAUUUUUUUUGUAGCGCCACUCAUGUUAAGCCCUAUUGGGUGGGGUUAGAAACUGGAUGGGUAACCCACCGGGAAUAGCAUCCUUAAGGUCCCUACUUUGUUGUUUCUUUUCUUCUUCUUUUUUGCUUAUUGUGAGGUGUUAUUUUUAAAAGUGUACUGAAAAGCAUAUUUAGUUAUUUCGGCCCGGAUUUAGAAAAAAAAUCCACAAACACGGCAGUACAGUUUGCGUGAAAAUCAUUACACUUCUGGCCCUAGUACUGAACUGAAAGUUUGAUCUAUCACAGGGUUGUCACUGAGGGCCGGGGUCGGGGGCCGGGGAUUUCCGAUCCCCCGGCUACUCAGAGUAUGGCCCCCGGCUAAAUGUACUUUCAUCGUUAAAUUAAACCAAAUUAAAUUUACCUUUGAAACACACAAAGACUAUCCAUCAAACUAAAUGCAAGUUUCAUCUGCAGCAGGUUUAAGUAAUUUUGAAAUUCUCGUGUGCUAAAACUAAGAAAUGUUGGAAAAAGACAUCUGACUUAGAUUAAAUUUGGUAUUAGUACACAUGCGCGAAAACUCUCCUUUCACGAAAUGUCAAUAGGGAGGUUUAGCGAAGACAACGGCGACAGCAACGAGAAUGUCAAAAAAGCAAUAGAGUGUUUUUACGUGACGUCACGGCAGCCAUAUUGGUGUCCCAAAACAAUGAAACGAUGGCCAUGUUGGUGUCCCAAACCAGUCCUGUGGGGGUUGAACUCUUCUGUUAUGCAAACGCUUUCUUUUGUUCCAAUAAAUUUGCAUAGAUGCUGGCCACGUGAGUGAAAACACUCUAUAGGUUUAUUGAGCAAAACAACUAGUUUGCACGUGCAUCACGCUUUUUUGUACAUUUCUUUGCCGUUACUGCACGACUACGACGUGAAAAUGCCUAUUUUCACAUUUUAUGGAGGACGCAAACAAGCGACGACAAGCUUUUCUUUCUCUUUCUGAACUUGAGUGUGGUCCCAAAGAAAUCAACUUCAGGGAAAUUGGCCUACAUUAGCUAUUUUCAGCGAAUUGAAAUAAACGUGACAAAGUUGGUAAAAACGCCAAUUCAUUUUAAAAGUGACGUUGUCGAAGCUAAAUGCCCCUAGUUUCAACCGUUGUGUCGGCUUUGUGUUGAACAUGUCGAACAAGUGGCAAAGGAAUCUGCACUCUUUGUUCACGAUGAAAGACCUGAGCAGAUCUCUGUUGACACCACAGAAGAAGUUGAGGCAUCAUUUGACCGUUAAAUCUCCCUGAUGCUGAUGUUGAUGUUGAAUAUAACGAUGAAGGCUUUGAAGAUGAAGACUAUGACUGAUUGCUAUGUUUAAAAAAUUGACAUUUAAGUGACCAGGUCUACAUUUAGCUUUAGGUAUCGAGUGUAUAGAAUAAUGCACAGUCAAUCGGAAAUGUUCGAUCAUUGUCCGCAGGUCAUGAUCACAUCCUCUCAAUUCUACUUCCAAGAAGUUAUAUAUAAAAGGGAAGUUAAGCAUUAGCAUUACUUUUGCAUUCUUCUCCUUGAGUCUCGUUUUGACAUCUCAGUGUCAUUUAUAAAGUAUUAGCCCUGUCUUUUAAACGCUUUUCUGUAGGUCAGUUUCUUUGUAUGUUAAGAGAUGUUUCGUUCCUAAAUUCGAGACCACCAAUGUUACCAGUUGUGCAGUUUAGUUUUGCCAUAUUUUAUCCGUGAUUUUUUGUACGUUACAUUUGUUUUAGCUUUAUCAUACUUUUAUUUUUCAACAAACCAUAGUAACCUUAUGUUUAUGAUGCUUUUUCGUACAUUCAUCGUCCGCUUGUCUUCUUUCCGCUUCUCCGUGGGUUAAUUCAUUUGUUAUUUUAGUUUUGUUUUUGUUUUGCGUAAGUUGUUUCGUUCUUACAUAUAACUAAAUGAGGAUUUACAAUUGAUUUUACAGCGCAUGUUAAUUCAUUUGUACCAUAUAAGAAUCGAUUGUCGUUUCCACGUUUUUAACAUUUUGUAAAGUAUCAUUGUGAUUUAACACUUCACUGGCCAGCAUACGCCUUGUCUGCAUGAAGAUAAGACUGCGCAGAUAACAUGACCGGUGCCUACCUGUCAUUCUUUUCAGACCUGGUGCUUACAUGUAUAUUCCCAUUUGGCGGCCACUAAAAAAACCUUCCAACGAGCCUUUAGGUAAAGUAAAAACUUAUUAUUUUAGUGUCUCAGAAUGUUGUAGUUUUCUUUAACAAAGACGUGAUCAUCAUAAAACCGCUAAUGAUAGCUGUACUCUUGAUGAAGAUUGCAUUUUUGGGGCGGUAAUGCCUUUUGGAAAAUGAUAGAAGUUUCAGUUCAAAAACUUCUUGGGGGGUGGGGGGGGGGGGUGGGGGGGGGGGGCUCCAUGACUGCUUGGGACUUCCCCUGCCACUAACAACAAAUACCUGGCAACUUGAAAUCUUAGUGACAACCCUGUUAUUAGCUUGGAAUUUAACAGGCAAACUACACUAUAUAAUAAAGGUGGGUUUUCCACGUUGUAAAAGGGUUUCCAAGCUAGAUUUUAGAGGGAAAAAAUAAGGUUUCAGCAGUAAAAAGCCAAACUGAAAUGCACUUGGGGGAAACAUAUCGUGCAACAUAAGCAAACUCAUCUGCAAAGUGAGACGCACUGAAAAUUGCUCUUGUAUCUCGAUUUUUGCUCACAUUUUGAGGCUACCAGCCCAAAUUGCUUCGAUGUUCUCUGCAAAAUACUUUUGCAUUGAAUAUGAAUAAUAAAUAAGGAUAAGAAUAAUGCAUCAGUCAAUCCCACUUGCGCCCAGGGGCAUUUGCAAAUUUUGCACUGCUCGGGGGCCAGGCAUUUGCCGACCCCCGGGCCAUUCCCGAGCUUUUGACAUGCACGCGGUUUCCCAUCAGAAUAUAACUACAAAAAAGGUUUGACUGGAAAAAAAGUAGAUUGGCUUGUCUGUAAAGGACAGGAAUAAAUUGUAGAGGGUUGUAAAGGCAUGUUCUCGAUUUUACAUGUAUGUUGCAUUUCUUCAUUACUUAUAAAGCCAGAAUUAUGUAGCGAAAUUGAAGCUCUCGAUGUGAAUUAACGUUUUUUGGUUAUUGAAUCAAAUUUCUGUUGAUAUUAUUUGAAGAACAUCCUUUCAUAUUUAUAAAACUAUUCAUAACAUAUAACAUUACAGCGCUCUAUUAAUUUUAAUGUCAAUAAUUUUAUAUCAAUAGUAAAACCAUAAACUGGUGCAUGUCGUCGCGGUGUGAAGUCUUAAUUAGAAACCUUGCGCUAUUACAAAGGAAGACAUUAAUUGAAACAAGAAAUCGCACGUUAAAAUGGCACUAUUUGACUGUACGAUCAAUGAAAAAUGUUGCAGUGUUGAUAGAGAAAGGGGCAUUUGCCCUCUUUUUGCGUCCCCACCCCGGGGGAUUUGACAGCUCAAGAGUCCCCACCCCCGGAUAUUUGCCAUCCAAGGCAAAAAAAAAUGCUAAUGCCCGGGGGUCAGUCCGGGGGGGGGAGGGGGGAGGCUGGGCGCAGGUGGAAUUGACUGAUGCAUUACAUCAAAGAUGUCCAAGAUAGCUCGAACUAAUUCUGAAGCAACUUCGGGACAUUCAGAUGCAACUUUGAAACAUCCCUCAGCAUUGCAAAUCCUUUACACAGGGCCAGCGCAGGGGGAGGGGCUGGGGGGACAGAGUCUGCCUCCUCCCUUUAAUUGAAGAGGUGGAGCAGCCCCCUCCCCCCUCCACUUGGAAAAGUGCUCAGCGGGCCCUGUUACAUCACGCUCCGCUGAAGUAAAAAGGUUCAAAGCCUUUCCUUGAUACCUUCAGAAGACAAAUGAUCAGUCUUUGACUUUUUUGCUUUGAAGCAAGCGAAUCGAACCAAAGUCAUAGCCAUUGUAACCACUGUAUAAAUUAAUAAAAUGAUAGAUAGCGGCCAACCGAACAACUUUAUUGGUUGCUCCUCUUUAGCCAUUUUAUCAUUUCAAUCAUUUUAUUUGAACCAACUGAUUGUUUUUGUCCCUUUUCCUCCAUUUCCCUCCCGAAACCCACAAGUGCACAAUAUUAUAGCUAAUUUUCUUAUGACAAACCACGUUAGGUCGUGGUGGAGCAAUCGGCUAAUCCCUCAACAUAGCGUCUGACAUGUCGCUGGUGAGUCGUAAGCCAAAACAAAUACAUAAAUUAUUAAUUUUUAUUCCUCGAAUAAGGAGCUGAAAGAAAUCGAAGUGAUUUUGAGAUAUCUUGAAGGAAUUCCGGUCUUACAUCAUGAAAUAGCCGUAACAAGCCAAAAAGUCACAAAACUUGUGUGUCCAAUCUUAAUUGCUCGAAACUAGUGCAUAAUUUAUAGCUAUUUUUCACACUAAAAACUACCUUGGGCCGCAGUGGUACAAUCUGCUAAUCCUUAACUUAGAGUUUCAUCUGAUCUGACAGCUGGCAGGUGAGUCCAGUUCAAACCCCGGAGAAGCCAAAAAUAAUAAUAAUUGUUUCUUCGUCUUCUUUCUCGAAUAAUAAAUCAAAGAAAUCAAAGUGAUCUCGGGAUAAAUCGAACUAGUUCUGUUCUCACUUUGUCAAAUAGCCCACUCUAACUGAAAACUCACGGACUUUGCAUGCCCAACCUAGUGCAUAAUUUGCAGCUAUUUUUCACAAUACAAACUAUCUUGGGCCGCAGUGACGCACUCGGCUAAUCCCUUAACUUAGAGUCUCAUCUGAUCUGACGGCUGGUGGGUGAGUAGGUUCAAACCCCAGGGAAGCCAAAAAUAAUAGUGGUUUCUUUUUCCUCGAAUAAUAAAUCAAAGAAAUUGCAGUGAUCUCAAGAUAAAUUGAACUAAUUCUGCUCUCACUUUGUCAAAUGGCCCACUCUAACCAAAAACUCACAGACUUUGGGAAAUUCCUGAGCAUCGCGAAUCCUUUACUUUGUGCUCUGCCGAAGUAAAAAGCCAUUUUAAAAAGAACGCAGUCUUCAGAUAAAUUUAUUAUUAUUAUUAUUAUUGAUUUAAUUAGGCAACAGCUAUUUAAUUAUUCUUGUGUUAUUUUUUUCUUUCCAGUACAAGAUUUAUCUAAGCUUGGAACAUAUGGGGGAAAUGAUAGCAUUGUGGCUUUUGCAAGAAAUCAUGGGGUGAACAUUGUCAUACAUCAGCUUAAUGAACCUCGAUGGGUGAUUAAUGGAGUUGAUUACUGCAAAAAUGGAGGGCAAAUCCGUGAGCUUCAUAUUUCCUAUCACAAUGGUGAACAUUAUUCGUCAAUACGGCACAUUAGUGAUAACACUUCAGAACCUGCUUGGGCAAAAAUAAACCAAGCAAUUUUCACUUCUGUUUCAAUGGUGAGUACACUAACAUCUUAAAAGAAACUUAAGUUGGUGCUCUACGAGUUUCCUUCUACUCAUAGACCCACUGUGUCUCACUGCAAGAAAGGGAAAUAAGUAAACUAACAGCUUUAACUUUUAUGUCAAAAUGAAAUUCAGGUUAACCUAGGUUAAUUCUCAAUAAUUACGGCUAGUAGAGAAAGGAAAUAAUAGAAAUUGAGAAUCAAACUACAAUAAUUGAACCUCCAUUAAGUGGCCACCACGGGAAGCCGACUUAAAACAUAAAAGACUUUAAAAGACUCAGGAUUCUUAAAUACUUUUUAAUACUUUAAUACUUUUCUUUGUUAAAUGAAAAUUGUUGUCUCUGUAAAUGUUUUACCGAAUUAUAUAUAUAUUUUUUAUUGACUGUUAGUAGUCUUUCUUGCAAUUUCAAUCGCUGUGUCGAUUGUUUUCAGUCGUACAUGAACAUCGCUUGCAGGAGUACUUAAAAUGCCGCACGUAUCAAGCGCUUUUAAAGAUUUACACACAGUUAUAAAACCAUUAAAUAAAAAAAUAAACAUAAUAAAUUUUUUAUUACUCUAAUAGCGAGCUCUUCGCAGCGAAGAACCAUGGGUAACAAAAUUUGGUAAACUAUCCAUCCGAGAAAAUUUGGUUAUGACGUAACGUACACCCGCCUGCCACCCAUAUACACACUUCAUGUAAGCAGAUAUCAAAUGUCACAAUGGAUCUUGCACAACUUGACUAGCCUUUCAUUUAUGUAAGCCAUCCGUAUAAGUAUGAUUAGAUUGACAGCUGUCAAAAUUAGACAUCCACUGACAAUUAUCACAAGACCAUCUCGCGGGCUCAGAUGAAAGACCAGUCAUUUUGCCCAACAUAUAAGCUGAUAUAAUAUGUCACACUUACCAACUCAACAUAAAAAUGAAACUACGCCGGGCAGGGCUGUCGGUCGGCUGACAGUAAUUUAAAGUUAUAUGCGCAAACAAAAUUAAGGUCAAUUGACAGGUGUCAAAAUGGGACAUGUGCAGACCACUAUGAGAAAACUAAUAAUGUGGGCUCAGGUCCGCUCAGGUACACGAUCUGGCAUUUUCCACUACAAGCCGGACGGAUAUGUCUUACUCGCACUCGUAGUCCGUAAAUUUGAAUGUUCGCCAUUCUAAUGAAGGUCAAUUGACAGCUGUCAAACUAGAGUAUCUGCUGACCAUCAUCACCUGACUGUAUCGCGGGCUCAUUUUUCUACCCAUUAAGGUCACAUAUUUUUUUAAGUUUUCCGCUGAUAUUUUGCUUGAUCACAGGCUCAAUAGUCCAGUUUUGAGUUCGCUAUGACUGCUGAAUUAAAGAACUGAAGACGCAUUUUUUACAGCCUUAGCCUCCACCUGAAGUAAUAUAUUCACAAAUUCCAACGAGAAAAAGACCUGUUUAUUACUCUGUCUAUUGUGUAUAUUCAAAUUUCAAACACUUACUUGCUGGAAUUUCUGAAUAUUUUACUUUGCAUCGAGGUUAACCCUGUAUGAAUGUGUCGUCAAUGUUCGUAUUCAGCGGUAAUUUUUAAUUCGAAACUAGACUAUUCGAAGCCCCAUAGCUUAGAAAAAUUAUCCAUCCUUGAAAAUUUGGAAAUCACGUGACUGUACACCGACCACCCAACCUUCGGUCCAUCCGCACCGCAGGCACACCAAUGUUUAAUCUCACACUUUCUAGCUAGUUUGGGAGCCUGCAACCUGAUACUGUACAUCCAUGUUUUGAUUUAUUGACAGCUGUCAAAAUAGUGUAUCUGCUAACCAGUACCGCCUGGCCGUAUCGUGGGCUCAGGUAUCGACCCCCUGAGUUCGAGUGUUUUUUUGAAGUUAUACGCUGACAAGUUGCUACUUUUCAAAUGAUCGCAGGCUGAAAUUAAAUUUUUUUGAAAUGCAUAUGAAAUAAGUCAUGUUCAUGAGCCGCACUUUUAAAAUUUUGAUUUCAAAUUGAUCUCGGAUGCGAAAAUUCAACCGGCUUUUAGAUGCAGGGAAGGCAAUUGGUCGCUUUUGACAAUUCAAAGAAAAUGUUCCGAAGAAUAGUUAGUUAUGAUUUUGGCUGUAAAAAGAAAGCUCUGAGCGAUUUUCUUGCCUCGAGUUCAUCUUGAAAAAGAGCAAACACUGGGAAGCCGGCUUAAAACAUAAAUACAUGUAAGCUUAUGCUUACCUGACUCAUGAUUUUCAGAGACCGUUUACUCUCAGUACUUGUCUCCGUGAAUGAAAAUUAUUGUCUCUGUACAUGGUGCACUGAAUUAUAUUUAUUUUAUUGAUUGUUAGUAGUCCCUCUCACAAUUUUUAUCGCUGCACCGGUUGUUUUCAGUCGUACAUAAACAUUGCAUGCAGGAAUAGUCAAAACUCUGUGAGUAAAUAUCACUCGUUUUUAAAGAUAAUUUACACAUGACAAAACCAUAAACACUUUUAUAAAUAAAGGGAAAUAAAACCUAAACAUAACAAAUUCUCUAUCAUGUUGAAGCAGAAAUGGUAACUCUAUUAAUUGCACUGCAAAUUUGGUGCUUGUCAAAAUUGAGAACCCGUCCGGCUAGCCAAAAAGAUGAUUUGGGGAAUUUUUUUAGCAGAGCUCUUGCGCGUGUGAAGUGCACGCAGUGGAACACCAUGGGUAACGAAAUUUGGUAACUAUCCAUCCAAGAAAAUUUGGUUAUGACGUAGCGUACGCCCAACCUUACACACACCUCAUGUAAGCUGAUGUCAAAUGUCAGAAUAGACCUUGCACAACUUGACUAGCCUUUCAGUUAUGUAAGCCAUCCGCAUGAGUAUGAUUAGGUUGACAGCUUUUUGUUUUUAUUUACUUUUCAGACUUUUAUUAAAAUAUUAUACUGCACAACGUUACAAUACUAACGUUACAUGACAUUGCAUGAUAUUACAUUACAAUGAUUUACAAAUACAUUACAUUACAUUACAUUAUGAACUUUAACGGUAAAGUAACUUAAUACAAAAAAAAAGAAAAAUACGUUCUAAUUAGUACAGACGACACUAGGGUACAGAGUCCAAGGGCAGAAACCACUUUUUAUUAAAUUUGUCCAUUUUAUUAGUUUUAACACAUUUUUACUUUUCUGUUUCAUACUUAAUUUUAACCUUGGAUGAAAAGGCAGUUAUGACUGGAUUUUAGAGUCUGAUUUCUUUUACAACCCCAUAAGUAUAGUUUAGCGAUCAGUGUCAAAUAAUUCAGUAAAGGGCAAUUUGUAUAUAAUAUUCCUGUAAUAAUGUCUUGUAAGGUCAGACAGAUGAAUUAUCUUGUCAAUGUGUAAUAGUAAUAUGGAAAUUCCUUCCAAAACUGCGUGGUGUGUCUACAUUCGAAAAAGAUGUGGAAUUAAGGACUUUGUAUUCAAAAGCUUUUAGAUAAAGUUCAAACGCUACCUCAUGUGGAAGAAGGAAUACUUUUUUCAGCUGGUCUUGGGUUAGAUUGAAAUCUUGACACAAGUGUUUGGAUUUUUUUGGACACUGGGCAAUUAUUCUUUUAAUUAUUAAGCUUAUUUCUGAGCAAAGACAGUUGCUAUUCUUUAAAUGUUUUGGAACAGAGUGAUGAAGCCCUGCCCAAUUUAGGUAGUUAAUCUUGCUAAUUUUAUUCGAAACAAUAGUAAAAGAAUUUGUGGUGUCAAAUAAAAGAUCAUUUAUGAAAAUGACAUCUUGUUCAAAAAGUUUUUUAUAGAAAACAGGCUCAUUGUCAGCAUGUAUCUCUUGUUAUUCCACAAAAUAUAUUGACAUUCCCUUCUACUAUCGAAAACACUACGAACUCAGACCACUUUUGAAGCAUUUCGGGAUAGAAUUUAGAGGGAAUAUGUAUCUCUUUAAUGUCAUAAUUACAAUAAAAUAAAAAAAAAAGAGGCCCUCAAAAGGUUCCAACGAAAACCAUAAAAAGCUUGAACUCCAAGCACCAUUGUUGCACUGGAAGAUCCUUUUCAUCCAGGUUAGUCGUAAAGAUUUAAUCAUACUUUCCAGAUCGAUCAUUUUUAAACCACCGUUUUCAUUUCAAGAUUGUUCUGUGUAAUUCAUAGCUGGUUUGCUUAUUGCACUUUUGGUUGAGAAAUGCACCGCUUGUCGAAGUCAUUGGAAAUCCGAUUUCGAAUGGCAUCGUUUUGAAAAAUGAGCUUACUCACUUGCCCUUGCUUGACGCGUACAAGGAGGGUUGAAAAGUCUCAAGCGAUUCUGGCCUGACUUGAUGACCUUCAGGAGCAGCAUCUCAACUGGUAAGCCUGAGCAAUUACUGUCUUUGAUGUGUUUUUUUUUUUUUUUUUUCGGUUUCCUGAGGUUUUUUUUUUUUUUUUUUUUUUUUUCGGUUUCCUGAGGUCGAGCGUAGUUUAUGUGGCUUAAGUUUAUACACGAGUAGUUCAUAACCUACAACAGUAUGACGUUUAAAAAGUCUUUAGACAUUUUUUGACCACAAAUUCAAUGAAAGAAUAUUUAGUUAUGAUUUUGGCUGUAAAAAGAAAGCUCUGAGCGAUUUUCUUGCCUCGAGUUCAUUUUGAAAAAGAGCAAACACCCGGAAGCCGGCUUAAGACAUAAAUAAGCUUAUGCUUACCUGAUUCAUGAUUUUCAGAGACACUUUACGCUCAAUAGACCUUGUCACGGUUUUUGACGCCAUCUCUUGACGAGAAAUUACAGUGUUUGUAUGAGAAUCUAAUGUCGAAUAAUUUCCGUAAGACGGCUGUUCUGAAAAAAAAAUUAAUUGUAAACUAAAGCUACAAAGCAAAGGAUUGUCCUAAAAAAUUUUGGAGGCGUACCUGUGGUUAAAUUUUUUUAUCGUUUUCACUAAAAGCCCAUAAUUGUUACCCUGCAUAUCACAUAGGACCAGAUUUUUGUAACUGAAAAGUCCCAGCAUUAUGGAAUUCUCUUCAUGAAAACGUUUUAUAAUGUGGUCAGUGCUAUAAUUUGUUGUGCAAAGGAAGCACGUGCUUCAAUCGUCCUAGAUAUUGACUGAGUGCAAUUCGUCUUACAAAAUUGUGAAAAACUGCUGAAUUAUAGGUUUAAAUAGUGCAAAAAAAGAACAAAUUCUGUCUGAGGUCUGUAUGACAAAAAAAAACAGUGCCUCAUAGUACUAUUUACCUCAGACGUGAUGAAAAAAAAGUACGUUUAAAAGGCUGGUUUACACACCACCAGAUUUGUCGCCAAGAUUUACUUGUAAAGUAAACUUGUCGAACACAAAAAAUCCGGCCUGAUUUUUUAUUUUGGCCUCCCUUUUAAACAGAGGAAUGGAAAAUGUAAAUUGGCUGCCACCGAGGACUAUCAUGUGUUUCAUAAAAUUAUAUUUAAUUUCGGAGCUGUCCAAUUAUCCAUAGUCUCUCAAACGGAGUUGUUGGAGAGACUCUGAAUUAAACUUGUAAAAUUAAGGUGAUGGGCGACUGGAUUAUUUUAUGUGGGAAUAGACCAAUUCGGUUAACUCAAUGUUGUACCCAAUUCAAACCCCUUGGGAAUAAAACGUUUUGUUUCAGGAAUUUCCACAUUAUGAUGCAAAUACAAUGCACAAAUAGGUCUAUUUCUUUUCCAGGCCUAAUCUACUGUGAUCAAACAUGACUGCUAUUUUUAGGUGUACAAAUAAGACUAUUAAUUCGAUGUAAAAUUUGUUUCACUCUCGGACUGUCAAAUUAUUUUUCUCUAAAAUCACUCUGCCGUUGCCUCAAAAUUUAAGUCAGAUGAAUAUGCCCUGAUCUGUGGAUUACAAGUUUAUGGUUUGAUUUAAAUUAUGAAUUUAUUAAUGGGAGCUUCGCAUUUAGCCCUGGCGAAAUCUAUAUAUUUUUGUUUUCACUAAAAGCCCAUAAUUAUUACCCUGCAUAUCACACAGAAGCAGAUUUUUCUAACUGAAAAGAUUUAUUCUGACUGAAAAGUCCCGGCAUUCUCUCUUCAUGAAAACUUUUUAUAAUGUGGUCAUGCAAUGCUAUGGUUUGUUGUGCAAAGGAAGCCCAUGCUUCAAUUGUCCUGGAUAUUGAAUGAGUGCAAUUUGUCCUGCAAAAUUGUGAAAACCUGCAGAAUUAUAGGUUUAAAUAGGGCAAAAAAGAACAAAUUCUGUCCGAGGUCUGUAUGAUAAAAAAAAAAAACAGCGCCUGACAUAGCAAAGUUUACCUCAGACAUGAUGAAAGAAAGUAUGUUUAAAAGGCUGGUUUACACCAGACAGACAGAGGAAUGGAACGUGUAAAUUGGCUGCCACCUAGCUGGACUAUCGUGUGUUUCAUAAAAUUAUAUUUUGGGGGCUGUCCUGCAUUUAUCCAUAGUCUCUCAAACGGAGUUGUUGGAGAGACUGUGAAUUAAACCUAUAAAGUUAAGGUGGUGGGCGACUUUAAUACAAUACACGAAUAGGUCUAUUUGUUUUCCAGGCGUAAUCUACUGUGAUGGAACAUGAUUGCUAUUUUUGGGUGUACAAAUAAGACUAUUAACUUGAUGUAAAAUUUGUUUCACUCUUGGACUGUCAAAUUAUUUUUCUCUAAAAUCACCUAGCCUUUGCCUCAGAAGUCACAUGAAUGUGGCCUGUGGAUUACAAGUUUAUUGUUUGAUUUAAAUUAUGAAUUUAUUAAUGGGAGCUUUGCUUUUAGCCCUGGCUAAAUCUAUAUAUUAAUGUUCUUUCAAACACUGACAGCUCGCACUGCAAAUUUGGCACUUGUCAAAAGUGAGUAUCGGCUAGCUGUAAAGGUGAUUUUGAAAAUUUUUUGAACAUUUUUGAAUGAAUGCAAUUUGUCUUGCAAAAUUGUGAAAAACUGCAUUCUGCAUUCCAAGGUCUGUACGAUUAAAAAGCAGCGCCUCAUAGUAUGUACUGUUUACCUCAGAUGUAAUGUAUAACUGAAAAGUAUAAAAGGCUGCUUUACAUGCCACCAGAUUUGUUGGCCAGAUUUUGUAAAGUAAACGUGUUGAACGUAAAAAAAUUUGGCCUAAUUUUUAUUUUGGCCUGCCUAAUGCAACCUAUAAAUUACGUGUAAAUUGGCUGCCACUGAGGACUAUCAUGUCUUCUAACCAGCCCUUAUAGCAUAAAAUUAUAUUUUGGCGCUGUCCAAUUAACCUUAUAAAACACAGGUGGUGUGGGUGGGCGACUGUGUUAUUUUGUUUGAGAAGAAUUUGUUUUCCAGGCCUAAUCUACUGUGAUCAAGAGCCAUUAUGCUCUUGACUGUGAUUGAAGAUGAUUGCUAUUUUUUGAGUGUACAUACAGUGUAUAGGGCUAUUAACUCGAUGUAAGAUUUGUUUUACUCUUGGACAGUUUGCAAAUUAUUUUUCUCUAGAAUCAGUUAGCCUUUCCCUCAAAAGUCACAUGAAUGUGCCCUAAAGUUAACUGAUUUGUGGAUUACAAGUUAAUUGUUUGGUUUAAAUUAUAAAUUUAUUAAUGGGAGCUUCGCUUUUAGCCCUGGCUAAAUCUAUUUAUUAUUUUUAAAUAAAGUGUAUCAGUGCUUAAUUGCUGCUAAAAGGUGGCUCCGGCUGUUUAAUAGAGGUGACCGAGACCGCUAAUAGUCUUUUCUGAAAUUAUUUCAGGUCGAAAGUUUUCAAGCUCUUCUGAAAGUGCUUGAAAACUUUCUUCGCGCCAUUUCUCCCGGCUCUUUAUGGGUCCCCGAGGAUACCUAACCCAUUUGACUCUGGAAAUUUUUUCGACCAAUGCGUUUUGAAGCUGUUCUAGUCAAGGGGUAUUCUGGUCACUGUUGUGCUAUAAAGAGCUAAAACUUACCAUGAAGCCAUUUACAGGGCGUACACUUUGCAGCCUUUUUGAUCCAGAUGCAAAAUAUUAGCUUGUGAAGUUCAGGCAUGCACAGACAGCAAAAUUUCGAGAUAGUUUUUCGGUUAACAAGUGAAACAGAGGUCUUGACUGUUACUUUUUGCUUUCUUUCCUCCCCUCUUUUUUCGCUUUUCUUGCCUCAUUUUUUUCUUUUGCUGGCCAUUUAGUAGGUUUCAUUUUGGUGGGAAAAGCUUUUGGGAAAGCUUUAAGGAUCUUAAGAUUAGAUGAAAGGAAAGGUACAUGUACUAUAGCUAAGGUGAUGGUGAUUAAUAUUUCUACCAUAGGUGCAUGAGUAGACUAUUCUAAGCAAAAUUAACUCUUAGGUAGUGGAGAAAGAUUUUCAUGGAAAUUUCCAGGUCAAUGUUACAUGAUUUUUUUGCCUUUUUCUCCGGUGUUGUUGACUGAAUUGUGCUCAUUCUGGGAUGGUUUGAAAGAUCUCUUCACUCUGCACAAGUUAGCGGACAAAGUUGUCCUUGACCAUUAAAACUGAUGAUGUCACGAGCGGUAAAAGGGACAUGGAUCUGCACAGGCAGUUACGGGUGGAUCAGGGGCAAAUUGGUUAAUACAAGGUGGCUGCUUAAUGUGGAGCUUCAACUGCAGGUUGAAACUGCUCUUAACUGAAUUUUAUUUUGACCUUCAAAACAGUCAAAACAUGAUAAUAUGAUUGGGGUAUCUUGAAUUUUAAUCUGGGCAGUUUAUCAAAUGGUUUCUUGCAGUCUACUGAAGUACAAUGUUCAGAGAACAGAAAAGAGAAGAAGACCAAUGGAAAAGGAAAAAGCAAGCAGGCUAUAACAAGCAGUACUGACAAAGGCAUAGAUCGUACUCUACAAGAGAGUGAUCUUAUGGCAGCAGAGGAAUUAGUGUCGACAGCCACAGGUUGUAAGGUACUUAAUCACUUUAUAGUUUACUCGCUGACUCUUGUGCUUUUGUUACACUGUACUGUAUCACAUAGCACAUCACAAUCCAAAUCCUUGCCAUCUUACAAGUUAUUUUGGGCUUCCUUCAGUGCCUCAUCAAAACACACAAAACAAUAUGUACUAGCUAGCUAAGUUCUUGUUAGUCUCUCUCUACCAUGUCACUGCAUCUCAUCCACUGCCUUUUGUGGCACCUUCCUCAUAUUGGCUCCCUGUAAAAAAUCUCAUAGGAGAGCGUCAUUGGAGCCUUACAGACUAUGUGACCUAGCCAAGUUAACUGUUUCCUUGAAGACCAGGGGCUCCAUUUCGUCCAGUUUUUUUUAGUACCUUCUCAAUAAUUCUUACUUUGUCAUACCCAUAGUAAUCUUCUCAAAAAUGUAUUAUUAAAGGCUGAUAGUCUUUUUUCUUUCUACCGUUAUAUUGUAAAUAAUGUUCCAGGCUGCUGCACUAUAUAUCAGUGUUGUAUUGCAGUCAAACCUCUGUGAAGUGCCCACUGAGUAGCAUAUCCUCAUUUCAGUGUGUAGACUGGUCGCUCUAUGCUUAAUAAUGGGUAAGGUCCACUAAAGGUAUCUGCUACAUGUCCUAUGCACAAUUUUGGCUCAGGGAUUGGUGACGUCACUCCAGCAUGUGAAAAUUUAAUACCAAGUUUAAGAAAGUUUUUACUGUUUUGCUAGGGUUGUAACAUGAACAGAACUCACACAAUAUUUGGUCUUCAUUUAUUCUCAGGAUUUGGUUGUAAUAAAACAAGCUCUGAUGGAUAAUAUGUACAAUGUUGAUGCUGCCAUUCAUUACAUUCUUCAGUUGAUCUAUGUUGCUGAGGAAACAGGUUUUUUCUUCCUGGGCAUUUAUCUUUGUUCUCUUUUUGAUUAAUUAAGAAGAUUCUUGCUUGAACUCCUAACAUUAAUUUGCUGUCGGGGAGGAAGAUUUUUAUUUGAAUAUCGCAGGUUGGAUUGAAACACGUAAAAUAAUGUAAACCUUGUUUUAAUUAUUGCUGAGGUACAUCUUUACCAAUCAUUACCAGAAAAUGUAAUUUAAAUAAAGUUAAAAGUAAGAGGUUCAUUUAUAGUGGAAAGUGCACUUAGCUUGCUAGUUUACAGGCGUUCCACUUAAACAAUUAGAAAAAUAUAAUCCAAAGAGAAACAGAAUUUAAAACUGCAACUGACAGGAAGCAGCCAGUUGGCUAUUUACAAGCAUGGCCUCUGAUUUGAACUUGGGACAACCCAGAAAUCCAGAAAGUGGCCGGAGCGGGACUAAAACCUGGGAAUGCUACAUCAUGACAAAGUCUGAUGUGCUGACCGGCCACUUGGACAUGCUGUCUCCUAACAGAUGUCAGUUUCAUUAUUUUGAAAAUACAGUACAUUUAUUGUUAUUCAUUAUGAAUAAAAAUGCAUGUCCGUCUGACAUACAGUAGUAAGGAUGGCUAGGUUGGUUUAAAUUACAUCUUAAUUUUUAAAUUUUAUUUCCUUUGUUUUUUAUGGCAUAAUAAAAAUUCAUAUGUAAGGAUUAUGGAAUUUUGGGUCCCGAAUAGCAGAUGUUUUUCCCAAGAAACGUCCCCAUUGGUGAGGAGUGAGGGAAAAUGGCUGAAUUGGCAGUCUAAUAUAUUUCAUCAAAGCAAUAAAUUAUUAUUAUUUUAUUCAUUCAACAAUUUUUUUAAUCUGACUGAAUACUGAGAAGAUGUAGCCCAAAAAAUCACUGCUCGACGUUAUGCAUGCUGGAAUGCAGAUUUAAAUUUAAUUCAUGUAUGAGAUGAUAGUAAUGGUAUAAUAUCACUAAAAGUUUUUUUACAGAGUGACUCUUACACAUGCACUAAUUUAUCUGUUAUGUAAAAAUGUAAAAUUAAAAAAUAAAUAUUGUAGACUAAAAAUUGAUAAAAGGUAAAUGUAAAAGGUAAAUGUAAGGUAGAUUUGAUAAAAAAAAAUUAAUUUGCAAAUAAAAAUUAAAGGUAUAACAGCUAGUAGAUAAAGAAUACAAGAGGAACCCAUAAGUGUAUCUACAAUCUAGGACUAAAAUUGCUUAGAAUUUUGCACUUUCUUACCCACAAAAUGUGUAUCCCGUGGAUUGGGUAUCCAGUUCGACUUCAACAUUGCUUUUGUGGGAAGGGGGAGUAUUUGAAGUGGGUUUUUUUUCGGGGAUAUGAAUACUCUGGAGUAUGGGGAAAGAUACUGCUGAGCUGAAUUUACUUCCCUGUGAAAAUGUCUCAAAUUUUCACAAAUUCUGAGGUGAUUAGGGAGGUUAUUAAAAAUCUUUCCAGGAGAGCCUUGAAAGGAUUUUAUCCUGCAGCAUAUGGGUAGUGCAGAAUUAACUGUUGUUGUUUCUUGGAAUUCACAAAAACAUUUUAAUAGCAGUUACACUCUUUUCUUAAGAAAAUGGCCUUGACUGGGCACUGUGAAAAAGCUGUUAGGGAUUGCUCCCCAAGCUCUUACAAUGACCAGUAUCACCUCCACUUUGUGCAUAGACCACGUGUCAUGUUUAAAGGACGAGUUGGCAUUAAUCCAAAGUUAGUUACCAUGACAACUGAUACACUGUUUACAUUAAACCAAGGAUUCAAGCUAAUAAGGCUUUUAACAGCUCGGUCCAGAUGUAUUAAUAAUAAUAAUGACAGUAUUGUCAUUAAUAUUAGUGUUGCAACGGUAUUAAUAUAAUUUUGUUUGGUGUUGUUGUUUUCAUUGUUUCAGGGCACAGAUUGUCGCAGGAUCUUGUUUCAACUAGUAAUAAGCUAUCAACUGAACAGAUUCAAGCAGAACUUAAGUCUUCAUGUGAUGCCACAUGUGACAUUAUUGAAACAAGUAGGCAUUGUGAGAACAGGGAUGGUACUUGUAAAACUUGUGUUAACUGUUUUAAUGACAAUGAAAGACGUGGACAGCAAAGAGAGGGAUCUGUAACUCAUUCACAUGCUCAGCAGACUGAAGGUUUUCAAGGCUUUAUAGAAGAUCUAAAGGGAACUCUAUCACCAAGUACCCAGAAGACAAAUCAAAAUUACGAACAUCAAGGUGCAAGGCCCAAAGUUAAGAGUAGAACUGAAAAUAGGAAGGAAUCAGGCAUUGCACAAAAUUUGAGCAACAAGAAAAGAAAGGAACUUGCAAAGCAGGAGAAAAAGAAUCGUAGAGAAGAGAGGAGAAAGGACAAUGCUAGUUCACAUAUUGACUCUGACUCUGCAACAACUCAGAAACAACAUACUGCAUCAGCUGUUGUUCCUGAUUUAGGCAUUCUCGCCAUAUGAAUUCUUACUGUCAGUAACUCCAUAGGAUUCUGACCAAAU